This is a messenger RNA of Quercus lobata, 1886 nucleotides long. It is a transcript of the gene NIAP, whose product is annotated as Major facilitator superfamily protein. The transcript is spliced from 6 exons. Gene Ontology annotation, molecular function: transmembrane transporter activity. Gene Ontology annotation, cellular component: membrane. Lineage: Eukaryota; Viridiplantae; Streptophyta; Magnoliopsida; Fagales; Fagaceae. The record is from RefSeq and is a predicted model, not a curated record. Gene Ontology annotation, biological process: transmembrane transport. The coding region runs from base 342 to 1829 and encodes 495 amino acids.
UGUCUGAAUCACGUCAGUGCAAUUUACCUCUCUGACUCUCCGAAAAAACCCACAACGACAAUACCAACCCAAAAAAAAAAAAGGAAAGAGAGAAUGGAAAAGACCAACAACCAAAAACCUGUUCCAAAGUCAAACGAACUGAAAUGAAAUCUGAUCGCAUUUAGAACCCAAAAAAAAUAUAGCUCUUUUUCCAGCUUUGGCAACUUAUAUCACAAUCCUAAGAAUCCUAUCAACCAUUUUGGCCUCUCUCUCUCUCUCUCUCUCUCUCUCUCUGUUUAGGCUGUUUGACCUUUAUCAUUCUUGCCCAAGAAGAAGAAGAAGAAGAACCCACUUUUUCUCAGAUGGGAGGUGAAACCCCAAAGUACACCGUUGAAGAAGCUAUUGCGGCCAUGGGGUUUGGAAAAUUCCAAAUUUUGGUGCUUGCUUAUGCUGGCAUGGGUUGGAUUUCAGAAGCAAUGGAAAUGAUGCUACUUUCUUUUGUUGGACCAGCACUUCAGUCUGCAUGGGAUCUUUCUUCUAAUGAAGAGAGCUUAAUAACUAGUGUGGUAUUUGCCGGCAUGCUAGUUGGAGCAUAUACAUGGGGCAUAGUAUCAGAUAAGCACGGAAGGAGGAAAGGAUUCAUUAUCACAGCAACAGUUACUGGUGGAGCUGGUUUUCUGAGUGCUUUAGCCCCUAAUUAUACAUCAUUGAUUAUUCUUCGUUGUUUGGUUGGUCUUGGUUUGGGAGGUGGCCCUGUACUCUCAUCCUGGUUUCUAGAGUUCAUUCCUACUCCUAGUAGAGGCACUUGGAUGGUUAUUUUUUCAGCAUUUUGGACUCUUGGAACUAUUCUUGAGGCUUCUCUUGCAUGGGUUGUCAUGCCAAGGUUGGGUUGGAGGUGGUUACUUGCAUUGUCGUCUCUCCCAUCAUCACUCCUCCUCAUUUUCUAUAGAGUGACACCCGAGUCACCGAGGUAUUUAUGCCUAAUGGGUAGAACAACUGAAGCAAUUGAUGUUUUGGAGAAAAUAGCUAGAAUGAAUGGAACAGAACUCCCUUGUGGCACUCUUGUUUCUGAUCACCAAACUGAGUUACAAGAAAAGAGUAUUGAUCCAUCAGAAGAUGCAAAUUUGCUCUCACCAAGAACUGAAAACGCAACCCGUAAGGGGUUAGAUUCUAAUAUAGGGGGCAUCUCAUCACUUCUUGUGCUUCUUUCACCAAAAUUAGUUAGGUCUACCUUGCUUUUGUGGGUAGUAUUCUUUGGGAAUGCUUUUUCAUAUUAUGGCCUUGUGUUGCUGACUUCUGAGUUGAACAAUGGGAAUAGUAAAUGCAUGCCGACUAAAGUGCAGUCACAAGAGUCCCAGGAUGUGAACUACAAAAACGUAUUCAUUGCAAGUUUUGCAGAGUUUCCGGGGCUCCUCAUAGCAGCUGCAACUGUAGAUAGACUUGGUCGUAAGCUUUCUAUGUCAGCUAUGUUCUUCCUGUGUUGCUUUUGUCUACUUCCAUUGGUAUUCCAUCAGCCUGAGGGUUUAACAACAGGCCUUCUUUUUGGAGCUCGCAUAUGCAUCACAGCAACAUUCACAAUUGUAUACAUAUAUGCUCCUGAGAUAUACCCAACCUCAGUUCGAACAACAGGGGUCGGAAUUGCAAGCUCGGUUGGAAGAAUUGGUGGAAUUCUAUGUCCUCUUGUGGCAGUUGGUUUAGUACAUGGUUGUCAUCAAACAGCAUCCAUUGUUCUUUUUGAGAUUGUAAUAUUCUUUUCAGGUAUUUGUGUAGUGCUAUUCCCUUUUGAAACCAAGGGCCGUGAAUUGAGCGAUACUGUAUCUAGUCCAAAACAUAUUGCUGAAUCAGCAUGAAUUAAGAAUUAACCACAGUAAAUUAUGCUCACCCCCUCUGUUAUACAAUGAUAUAUU